Molecule: messenger RNA, 933 nt
Organism: Olea europaea var. sylvestris
Lineage: Eukaryota; Viridiplantae; Streptophyta; Magnoliopsida; Lamiales; Oleaceae
Exons: 1
Coding region: 77-679 (200 amino acids)
Source: RefSeq, a predicted model, not a curated record
GUGAAGCCCGGUUUGCCAAAUUGAAUGCCUGAAAACCCCUUUUCAAGAAGCAGUAUAAGCAAAACUUGUAUUUUCAAUGGCGGCUCAUUAUUCCCCACGUAAAUCGAGCGGACCGGUUCUCCGAUCACUCUCACCUUACGGAAGAUUCGGCCACCAAUACUCUUCACGCUCCUCUCACGCGCCGUCUUCUAACACUGCAUCGUCCUUCGCUUCCACCACAUCUUCCACCUUUACAGCCGCUCGCUCCUUCCAAAGGCCCACUUCUCCUACCCGCGUAAAUCUCUAUAACUACACAAACCGCUCCGUCCGUUUCACCUCCUCACCGAACCGGUCCAUCUCAGUGUCGAGCCGGGAGAAUCCCCGGGUUGCCACCGGUCAGAAGAGAACUUGUAUGUGCUCCCCUACCAACCACCCUGGUUCGUUCCGUUGCAGCUUACAUAAAGGAUUCGCGAACCAAAGUUCACUUCAUUCCCAAACGGCGUCGUCUCCAGUGCGAUUGAACAUGCGGCGUUCCGCCAUGACGAACUCUCUGGUGAGGAUAGGGACUGUGGAAGGAGACCUAGUGAAGAGAACUCUUGCAGCGUUGAUCCGUCCCUCCUCCCAUCAGCAGCGACGCCGCGCCGGAUUUCAGCCACGCAAAAGCCGGCUUUCCGUCAUGUCCAAGGCCGAAGGUCAUUGAAUGGUGGUUAAUCAUACGACGGCGCAUACGGUGGCGAUGACGUCACUUCCAGGAAUCGAACGGAACGGGUUUUUUUUUGUAUUCCGUAAUCCGAUAGGAUCCGAAACAUUGUCACUGAGUAAUUAAUUUCGUGUAUAAAUAUAAUUACCUGCCAAUUAGUUUUCCAAAAUCGGAUUCUUAACUUCAACUUAAUUAUUGGAUUACAAUUCCAAUUACGGACUGGACUUAAUUUGGAAAAUAAUCAGAAAUUUAAA